UAGUAGUCAAGAAUAUUAGUGAACAAAAGCAACAAGAAGCAUAAAAAUGGAAGCUGCUAAUACAACGACUGAUAUAUUGGUUCUGCCAUUUUUCGGACAAGGUCAUCUCUUUCCAUGCGUGGAGCUCUGCAAAAACCUAUCUUCCCACAAUUGCAAAUCCAUUUUAAUCAUCCCUUCUCAUCUCUCCUCCUCCAUUCCUUCCAAUCUCCAUCUCCACCCUUCCGUUGAAGUUCUCCAGAUCCCCGCCUCCUAUUCACCACCACCUCCGGGGACUGCGGCGCCGCCGCCGCCACCGGCUGUGCCCGCCAAGUCGGUAGCUAAACGCCCGCAUCAGGAGCUGGGACAAGGGAUCGAGUCCUUCCUCGCCCAAAGGUAUCCGGGUCAAACCCGACCCGGAUGCGUGGUGAUGGAUGUGAUGAUGAGCUGGAGCAAAGAGAUUUUUAUGAGAGAGAAGAUACCUGUUGUGACUUUCUUCACCUCCGGCGCUUGCUCCACCGCUCUGGAGUACGCUGCAUGGAAAGCACACGUGGACGAUAUGGGGCCCACUGAGACCCGAUCACUGCCCGGGCUGCCCGAAACCAUGGCCCUGAGCUAUUUGGAGAUUCAGAGGAAGGACCUGCACCGCCGCCCGGAUGGCGGCGGCAGCAGGCGAGGUGGUGGUGGUGGAAUGGACUUCAGUCCACCCAAACCGGGCGGGACGCCGCGGUGGUUGGACGAGGCUGAAGGAUCGACCGCUCUGCUGCUCAACACGUGCGACGAUCUCGAAGGCCUGUUUAUCGAGUACCUAAACGGUCAGAUAAAAAAACCGGUUUUCGGUGUGGGCCCGUUGCUGCCGGAGACGUACUGGAAAUCGACCGGUUCGUUGCUCCACGACCGGGACAGCCGGCCGAAGCGCGAGUCGAACUACACGGAGGACGAGGUGAUCCAAUGGCUGGAUUCGAAGCCGGAACGGUCGGUGAUCUACGUUUCGUUCGGAAGUGAGGUGGGCCCGACUAUGGAUGAGUAUGAUGAAUUGGAGGAGGCUUUGGAGGAAUCGGGCCGGUCGUUUAUAUGGGUGAUCCAGCCCGGAUCCGGAUUAUCCGGCCCGCCCGCAAACUUCUUCGGCGGCAAAAAACGCGGUCCGGAUGCUAACCGAGAAGGGUACUAUCCGGACGGAUUGGAGGAAAAGGUUGGGGAGAGAGGACUAAUCAUAAAGGGGUGGGCCCCACAGUUAAUGAUACUGAGUCACCCUUCGACGGGUGGAUUUCUGUCGCACUGCGGGUGGAAUUCUACGGUGGAGGCGAUCGGGCGUGGGAUUCCGAUUCUGGCCUGGCCGAUCAGGGGAGACCAAUUUUACGACGCGAAAUUGGUGGUGAAGUAUCUGAAAGUGGGGCAUAUGGUUUCGAGUGGCGGCGGAUUGGCGGAGAUGGUGAAGAAGUGUGAUAUAAUGGAAGGGAUUAAGGUGUUGAUGGAUGAUGGAGAAGUUCAUGGGAGAGCUAUGGCUUUGAGAGGUAUAUUUGAAGCUGGUUAUCCCUCUAGUUCUGAUGCUUCUUUGAAAGCUUUGGUUGAGCUUGUAAGCAAAUAAGUUGUCAAGGAGUUUUUUUCAUGUUUCUUUCGAGUUGUUUGUGUUUUCGAUAUCUGAAAUGUUAAAUGUCGUUUCGAUUUUAAU
This is a messenger RNA of Erythranthe guttata (spotted monkey flower), 1648 nucleotides long. Its product is annotated as putative UDP-glucosyl transferase 73B6. The record is from RefSeq and is a predicted model, not a curated record. NCBI's taxonomy places the organism in Eukaryota, Viridiplantae, Streptophyta, Magnoliopsida, Lamiales, Phrymaceae. Gene Ontology annotation, molecular function: UDP-glucosyltransferase activity.